Molecule: messenger RNA, 1114 nt
Organism: Asparagus officinalis (garden asparagus)
Lineage: Eukaryota; Viridiplantae; Streptophyta; Magnoliopsida; Asparagales; Asparagaceae
Product: E3 ubiquitin protein ligase RIE1-like
Exons: 5
Source: RefSeq, a predicted model, not a curated record
UGGAACCUCGCGUUCGCUGUCGCAUCUGCCGUUGUGCUUGCCGUCACCGUGACGGAGAGGCCCAACGUUCCUGUUAGGGUUUGGGUUGCGGGGUACGCGGUGCAGUGUGGGGUCCACGUGGCGCUAGUUUGGACGGAGUAUCGUCGGCGGAGGAGUAGGAGGAGGGAAGGGGAUCGGGAAAGAGGGGAUUCGGAUGGGGUUGAUAGCGAGGAGGAUGGAGAUGAUGGGGGAGUUCAAUCGAAUGCUCGUUCGAGUUUUUCGAAACGUUGCGAGUCGGUUAAUACAAUUGCAUCUUUUGUCUGGUGGAUAAUUGGAUUUUACUGGGUGAUCUCUGGUGGUGAAGAUCUCCUGCAGGAUGCUCCUAGACUCUACUGGUUGACUGUAGUUUUUCUGGCAUUUGAUGUAUUCUUUGCCAUCUUUUGUGUGGCGUUGGCCUGUGUGAUUGGUAUUGCACUUUGCUGUUGCUUGCCUUGUAUUAUUGCAAUUCUUUAUGCUGUUGCAGGCGAGGAAGGUGCUUCCGAUGCAGAUAUCAGCAUCCUUCCAAGAUAUAGAUAUGCUGAGCCUCGCGGCGAUGGGGAAAAACUGUCAGUAGAAGGGACAAUGAUCCCUCUUACAAGUAACAGUGAAAGUUCAUCAGACGAACGGGUUCUUUUACAGGAGGAUGCGGAAUGCUGUAUUUGCAUCACACCGUACGAAAAUGGUGUGGAACUCCAUUCACUUCCCUGCAACCAUCAUUUUCAUUCUUCAUGCAUCGUGAAAUGGUUGCGGAUCAAUGCUACCUGCCCUCUUUGCAAGUACAACAUUCUUAAGGGCAACGAUUGUGUGUGAUGAACUAAAUAUUGUCUGUUUAAGCUUGUGUCUCAUCUUCUAAUUAACAUGUAUCCAACUUUCAACACUGCGGCUGGUGAUGUUUAGUGUAUAGGCAAAGUUAAGAGGUUCAAAUGUACAUGGAGUCUAUACAAAAGAUAGCUUGCUCUCUUCAGCGUGUGGUUGAUGUAUUAAUUUUUUGUAUUUGGUUUGGUGUUGUAUCUACUUAGAAUAGAUGGAAAAGGUUUAGCAAACAACAUCCGGUGUUGCAAGUGCAUCUCUAGUUUUAUGCUUCUGGUUUGAUGUA